Messenger RNA from Diaporthe amygdali, 876 nucleotides. RefSeq lists its product as uncharacterized. NCBI's taxonomy places the organism in Eukaryota, Fungi, Ascomycota, Sordariomycetes, Diaporthales, Diaporthaceae. The transcript is spliced from 2 exons. The record is from RefSeq and is a predicted model, not a curated record. Bases 1 to 876 code for a protein of 291 amino acids.
AUGGCUUUGUCAUACUUUGCCGUCCGUUCUCUUGAACUUCUUUCAUUAAGCUCCCCUGUCCAAUGCCCGGUAGUGUUGGAUGGGCGCAUUGCUCAGAACACGACUCUCUCAGUGUUUGACACAAAUGCCAGCCCGUUCAAUCCCGGAUACAGCAAGGGCCAAAAUCUUUCGUGGUCUCAAAUCCUGGAAUUCCCACCGGCUGCACCCUCCCUUUUCGAUGCCUCCUCGCCUGAGAGCUUCAAGCCACUUGAGGUGACUAUCGAUGAUAGGUCUAUCUUCAACCCUAGUGGUACUAACCCGCAGCUCGGCUUCAGGAGGGCUGGUCUGCUGCUGGGCAACGGAUCCGACGCAUCGAACCAAGGUGUCAUGACCUUCCACUGGAGCUCCAAGCAGGACUCGGCACGGCCGCUGAACCUGACCCACGAGUAUCUCACCGUGUGGCACGAGACCAACGAUUCAUCUGGUUCACAAUUUGCGCUACAGCUCGGCCUACCCUUGGGCUCCAAUGACACUUCGGAGGCCUCGUCUCACAGCUGGAAGAUGCUGGAUCGGAACAACAGCGUUGUAUUCACGUCACCACUCAACUUCGAUGAGUGGCAAAAUUUCGCCGUUACUGUCGAUGUGCCACAAAACACAAUCCAGGUCUACUUCUCCGAGGGGUCCAGUCCACUGGAAGCCGUUACUGAAGUGCUGCAGAACGACAACAGCGGUGGCGGCGCUCUUCAAAUUGGGUUGCUGAAGAAGCCCACGGAAACGAAGACCGUGGUGUUCGAUGGAUUCCAGGAGAGUCCUCUCAACGAGGGUCAGAUCUAUGGAGGCCUAUUUGUUGAGAACAGCGCGGACAAUUGUGUUUCCCUCGGAACUGCGAAAGCCUGA